Dermatophagoides pteronyssinus (European house dust mite) is the source of this 292-nucleotide messenger RNA. RefSeq names its product calmodulin-binding transcription activator 2-like. The record is from RefSeq and is a predicted model, not a curated record. Lineage: Eukaryota; Metazoa; Arthropoda; Arachnida; Sarcoptiformes; Pyroglyphidae.
AUGGUUGGCCAUUCAACAAUCAAUCAAAUUGUUAAUCAAAAAAAUAUUAAAAAUAAUUCAACAACAAAAACAUCGACAACAACAACAACAAAUUUACCAUUUACAACACAAAUAUUAAAACCAGAAAUAUUAGAAUCAUUACAUAAAUCAGAAUAUUUUCCUAGAUCAAGACAUCGUUGGAAUACAAAUGAAGAAAUUGCUGCAUUAUUAAUAUCGAUUGAUCAACAUGAUAAAUGGCUUACAGAUGAAGUUAAAUUAAGGUAACCAAAAAAGUUUUUGGUUUAUUUUUAUG